UGUCAGUGUGACAUGUGGCAUAUAUAGUAGUGGUGGUGUAGUGUCAUGCAAUGCAAAAUGCACUAAAAGUAGAAUUAAGAUUAUAAGAUUUUAAUAUAAUCGAAAAUAAAAGCUAUUACUCUUAAUAAAAAUGAAAAUACUAAUUAUAUUUGUUACUUUUAAUAUACUUUGCGCUUGGGGCGCAAGUAAAGAUAAGACAAAACCAUUAAAGGGACCAAUUGAUCAGUCAGUAUUCGAACGAGAUUUACUUCUAGAAUUUCCAUCAGCUAAACAAAUAUUAAAACAUCAUCAGAGUUAUUAUCAAGAGACUGAUUUAGUGAAUUUUAAUGGAACAGUUUUAGGUUAUGUUACACCGUGGAAUAAUCAUGGAUAUGAUGUGGCGAAAUGGUUUGGAAACAAAUUUACACAUAUCAGCCCCGUAUGGCUACAAAUUCAUCGUCGAUCACCUUUAAAAUAUGAAGUAACCGGUACUCAUGAUAUUGAUAAAGGAUGGAUGAAAGAUGUGAAAACUGCUGGACGAAAACGAAAAACUAAAAUUUUGCCAAGAGUUAUAACCGAAAAUUGGCAUCCACAAAGUGUUGUUGCACUUAUGUCAAGUGAUGACGAACGUGAAGCGUUUAUUACAAAACUGAUCUCAACUUGUAUCGAUAAUAAAUUCGAUGGUUUAGUCAUAGAAAUGUGGGCACAAUGGGCUCGAACAGCCGAUGAUUGGUUAUUAAUAGAUUUAAUUAAAGAUUUAGGAUUGCGAAUGAAACAUUCGAACUUAGAUUUUAUUUUGGUAAUCCCACCAAUGCGUGGAGAUGAUACGGAAAUAUUUGAUGCGACCCAUUUUGAUCAGUUAUCCAAUUCAGUUACAGCAUUUUCAUUAAUGACAUACGAUUAUUCAAAUAUACAGAAACCAGGUCCAAAUAGUCCAAUUGACUGGAUAAAACUAUGUGUAGAAUCAUUAACAUCGGAUACAAAAAAACGAAAACUAAUUUUAAUAGGUUUAAAUUUUUACGGAUAUGAUUAUACAUCACGUGGAGGCGGCCCAAUUGUUGCUCACGAAUAUCUUAAACUCUUAAAAUCGUUUAAAGGGAAGCUUAGUUUCAAUAAGGAUAUUCAGGAACAUCAUUUCGAACUUAAAAACGAAGACGGUCGGCAUUAUGUUUUCUAUCCAACGUUGUUAUCUAUCAAAGCAAGAAUUGAUUUAGCUGUGGAAUUAGACACAGGAUUGUCGAUUUGGGAACUGGGACAAGGAUUAGAUUAUUUUUAUGAUUUAUUGUAAUAGUUUUUUGUAC
This is a messenger RNA of Chrysoperla carnea, 1280 nucleotides long. Its product is annotated as chitinase domain-containing protein 1. Gene Ontology annotation, cellular component: extracellular region. Gene Ontology annotation, molecular function: oligosaccharide binding; chitin binding. The transcript is spliced from 6 exons. Bases 131 to 1267 code for a protein of 378 amino acids. The record is from RefSeq and is a predicted model, not a curated record. Lineage: Eukaryota; Metazoa; Arthropoda; Insecta; Neuroptera; Chrysopidae. Gene Ontology annotation, biological process: carbohydrate metabolic process.